UCCCUGUAAAGAAACACAAGCAGAAGACAUUUUCGAAUAGGAAAAAUAUGUUCGAAAAUAAGGUUCUCGUGAGUCGCAAGAAGCCAAGAACAAUUGGUGUCAUCAAUUGAAUAUUUAUAACUGUUUAAAACGCAAAAACCACGCUUAUUUUACCAAAAUGGCAGAUGAAGAAGAAACCAAUGAGUAUCGCUGGGAGUCGGGAUAUGAAAAAACAUGGGAAGCUAUUAAAGAAGAUGAUGAUGGUUUAUUGGAAUCAAAUGUGGCUGAAAUAGUAGCCCGAGCCAAAAGGAAAAGAGCUGCCCUGAAAGCCACCGGUGCGAUCCAACUUGGAAUGAUGAGGCAUCUCUUUGUUGUUAUAGAUGCUUCAGAAUGCAUGUUUUUGCAGGAUUUGAAACCUACUCGCUUCCUCUGUGUUUUAAAGUUAUUAGAAUUGUUUGUUCAUGAAUUCUUUGACCUUAACCCGAUAAGUCAGUUAGGAAUAUUAACAACCAAAGUGAAACGCAGUGAACUUGUUACAGCCCUAGCCGGAAACCAGAAAAAGCAUAUUGAGGCAUUACAACAAAUGAAGGAUACUUCGUGUGAAGGGGAGCCAUCACUUCAAAACUCAUUAGAAAGGGCUAUGAAUGGUCUGAAAAACAUGCCUGCCCACUCUAGUAGAGAAGUGUUGGUGUUAUUUGGCAGCUUGACUACUUGCGAUCCGGGUGACAUAAAAAAAACGAUCAAGUCUUUGAAGGAGAAUAACAUUCGGGUUUCAAUCAUCGGGCUGGCGGCAGAAGUAAGGAUUUGCCGAGAAAUUGCCAAAAGAACUGGUGGCACUUACAAUGUUCUUCUCGACGAUCAUCAUCUGAAGGAACUCAUUCUAAAUCAAGUGCAACCACCGGCUGUAGCAGGUUCUAUGGAGGCCUCACUGGUGAAAAUGGGUUUUCCUGGAGGUAAAACUGGUUCAGGCGACGGAGCUUCAGAUUCUGCUGCAGAUCACGCCCCAGCUUAUUGUCUUUGCCAUAUUGAAAACGAAACAUCAUGUUUAAUGGGCAACAACAGUGGCUAUAACUGUCCGCAAUGUGGAAGUCGUUAUUGUGAGCUUCCAGUUGAGUGCAAACAAUGCGGAUUGACUCUGGUUUCUGCCCCUCAUCUUGCCCGUUCUUAUCACCAUCUCUUUCCCAUCAAACCAUUUAUAGAACGAACAGAAGUUCCCGAGAUGACGCAUUGCUUUGCGUGCGCCAAGCCUUUUGGUGAAUUGGAUCCCAAUGUUUACGAGUGUGAAAACUGCAAACAGAUUGUAUGUCUUGACUGCGACCUAUUCAUACGAGAAACAUUGCACACAUGCCCUGGAUGUGCUAGUGAUCCAAUCACAGCUCAAAUGAAAACUAACUGAAUAAAAUUGUUUCAUUCAUUCAGAAGUUGAACUCCACAAAUGUACAUAACGUUCGGUUGGUAUUAACUAAAAAUUUAAUGGUGUAAUCCGAGUAUUUGUGCAGUGUACAUUUGCAAUGAAAACAGAGCCAAUCUAUUAGGGACAUUAGUCACGUUAGUUUGAAUAAGGUACACACAAAAAAAAAGUCAAAUAACGUCUUGUAGGAUAGUUUUUGAAAAUUAAACCUAAAAAGUUUUCGUCAAAAUGUAAAAGCUUAUAUCGCACGUAAUAAUAGGAAAGAAAACCGAAGAGUAAAAAAAAAACAUUUUGGUUUUGGCGUAUUCGUGUGCUGCAUAAUUUUCAAGUGUCUUGCAUAAGUCGACAGCUGCGACAAAAUAGGCGGCCGUACAAAGGAUAACAUCGCCGCUCUGGCUCAUCCGUUAACUGUAAUCCACAACUCUAAUAGCAAAAGAAACAUUUAAAAAUUGCGUUGAAAAGAAGACCUUAUUUGUUGAAUGUCAAACCUCGCAAACAUAGCAAUCAACGUGAAAAUCCUUGUUCAUAGACACAACGCGUACCGUCUCUUUGCUACCCUAUAAGUGCAUAGAAAAAAGAAUGUCGUAUCCCUUUCUUUUAUGAGCAAAAUUCAAAUUUGUCAAGGGCCCUGGAACCAAAUAGAUCUCUCACCUGAGCAGGCGUGAUAAUUUCAUCGCAAGCUGCGCAUCUCGGUGCAAACAUCCUUCACCCAGCAAGACAACGAUGAUACAAGAAAAGUGUUCAAAAAAGAGAGAAUUAAGCAGGCUCUUAGGAAGUAAAUAUUCCUCCAAUCAGGCAGGCAAAAAAUGGCCCAGCACGUAAGAGUUUUGACUCAAAAUAAAAACCAUGUACCAAAGAAACACGCAACGGAGUGGUGCAGGUAAUGUGGUACAACAGAUCUAGGUGCAAAAAAGAGAUGGAAUACUUAUUUUACCUGUGGUAGUCGGUCACACAGUAGAUUUUAUGAUCAACGUCGAUAGUGAAUGGAACCCCGUCCAAGCAUUCGUUGCAAACGCAGCAACGGAAGCAUCCAGGAUGAUAAGAUUUUCCCAUAGCUUGUAAAAUCUGUACAACAUAUUUUUUUAAUGAUUAUAAUUGAAACGGGAUUUGUUCAGAAAAUAAAGCUCUUACAGUUUCCAUUAUUAAAUGUCCACACAGUCCACAUUUCUCAGCAGUUUGUUGAAAGCCAGAGUACUGUGAAAAUAGAAAGGAUUUAUAAGCAAAAAGUUGCCCAGUUAACCUAUAAAAAUGAUACACACCAAAUAAUCCUCCUCGCAGUAAACCUUUCCAUGAACAUUAUAGAAAGCUUUUCCCCGAAGGGCCCGACCACAGGAACAGCAUACGAAGCAGCAAGUGUGAUAGAGAUUUCCCAUUGCCUGGCAGGCUUCGGCCGCCCCAGUAAUUUUUUCGCCACAAGUAUGACAAACACC
Messenger RNA from Daphnia pulex (common water flea), 2820 nucleotides. RefSeq names its product general transcription factor IIH subunit 2-like (gene Ssl1). Gene Ontology annotation, cellular component: transcription factor TFIIH holo complex; transcription factor TFIIH core complex. Bases 158 to 1375 code for a protein of 405 amino acids. The record is from RefSeq and is a predicted model, not a curated record. Gene Ontology annotation, biological process: regulation of transcription by RNA polymerase II; nucleotide-excision repair; DNA-templated transcription. The transcript is spliced from 6 exons. NCBI's taxonomy places the organism in Eukaryota, Metazoa, Arthropoda, Branchiopoda, Diplostraca, Daphniidae. Gene Ontology annotation, molecular function: zinc ion binding.